AUGUGUUUUGUCUACCUGGAUGAUGUGCUCGUCUUUGGCAAAAAUUUCCAAGAACAUCAGGAGCGGUUGGAGCUCGUGCUCAUGGCACUAGAAAAAGCAAAGACACAGGAAGCGGCCAAACAGAAUCUAGUGCAGUAUUUGACAUCCGCACCCGUCCUGGCCCAUUACGAUGAAAAACUGGAUGUUGUCAUUCAAACGGACGCAAGCAACUUGGGAUUAGGAGCUGUCUUAUUGCAGGAUGAUGGUGCUGGGCCACGACCAGUGGCUUUUGUGCGCCAUUUGAAAGGUUCAAGUAAUGUUAUGGCGGAUGCUCUAUCUCGCAAUCCGGACGAAAAAUUACCGGAAUCUGAGACAGAUCAUGUUAUUUUUGUUUUGCAAACUAGGAAGCCUUCGGGCUAUGCUCCGCAUGAAUUUGCCUUCCUCCAGCAGGUGGACAACCAAUUGCGAAAAAUAUUUUUAGAUUUAAGUUACCCAAACCCCGAGGAAAACCUCAUGAAUUUUUGGAAAAUCCUCAAUAGUUGUCAUGAUGAUUCCCAUGCAGGGCAUAUGGGUAGGAAAAAGACUUUUGCUAGGGUUAGUGAGCGCUAUUGGUGGGCCAAAAUGUUUUUGCACAAGCAUGCCGUGGGUCAAACCGUAGGAAGAUUACAGCCAAUUUCUCUACCAGCUCAUGCAUUUGAAAUGUUAGGCAUCGAUCAUCUUGGUCCCCUACAAACUACUGAUUCUGGAAACAAAUAUGUGAUUGUGGCGAUCAAUUAUCUGACAAAGUGGAUGGAAGUGGCAGCCGUUCCGGAUACUUCUACCAGUCACGUCAUUCCAUUUAUUCAAGAUAAUAUUAUCCAUCGACAUAGUCAUCCGAAAAGACUUGUGAGUGAUCAAGGCCCUGCGUUUUCAUCGAAAGAGUUCGACACCAAAUUGACGGAAUGGAGGAUCGAUCACAUCCCGGCUACUCCCGAACAUCCGCAAACGAAUGGACUGUGCGAAAGGCUGAACAAGACGGCGGCAUUAGCAGGGCUUUAA
Molecule: messenger RNA, 1017 nt
Organism: Daphnia magna
Lineage: Eukaryota; Metazoa; Arthropoda; Branchiopoda; Diplostraca; Daphniidae
Exons: 5
Coding region: 1-1017 (338 amino acids)
Biological process (GO): DNA integration
Molecular function (GO): nucleic acid binding
Source: RefSeq, a predicted model, not a curated record